AUGCACGCGCGAAGAAAAUCCACCGCGCCAAGCAUCCCUCUUACCUCGCUCUCAAGUCCCACUGCUACGAGACGUGCUAGCCAGACUCGGCACUCAUUUGCCUCGAGGCGACCUUCUGGCAGCUUCCCGUCAAAUGCCAUCUCAAAUGCGAAGUACAACGUCGUGACAUUCAUUCCGUUGACGUUGUUUGAACAAUUCAAGUUCUUCUUCAACCUCUACUUCCUGCUCGUCGCACUGAGUCAAUUCAUUCCUGCGCUCCGUAUAGGGUUCUUGUCGACCUAUAUUGCACCACUUGCCUUUGUGCUCUUCGUCACAAUGCUACAAGAGGCAUUAGAUGAUAUCACUCGGCGGCGGAGGGAUGAAGAAGCCAAUUCCGAACUUUAUGAUGUACUUGGGAGAGACGCACUGGUCAAAGCGAGGGAUCUCGCGGUGGGAGAUAUUCUGAAAUUGCACAAGGAUAGGCGUAUUCCAGCAGACGCAAUCCUGCUCAAAACAGACGAUGAGUCUGGUGAGGUUUUCGUUCGCACAGAUCAAUUGGAUGGCGAGACUGAUUGGAAACUCAAAGUCGCAUGUGCCGCAACACAAAAGCUUGAUGGUGAGCAAAACCUUCUGUCGAUGCAAGCGACGUGUGUAGCAGAAGCACCGACAAAAGCCAUCGAUACGUUCACCGGCACACUGCAAAUGCAGUCCCCCACCACACAAACUGUGCCACUAUCAGUCGAUAAUGCACUUUGGGCCAAUACAGUCUUGGCAUCUGGCACGACAAUUCUAGCGGUGGUCACGUAUACGGGCAUUGAAACACGACAGGCCCUCAAUACCUCUCGCACACGCGUGAAAGCUGGGCUCUUGGAGCAAGAAAUUAACACACUCAGCAAAAUCUUGUGCGUCUUGACAUUUCUCCUCAGUCUAGCGUUGGUGGCAUUUCAUGGGUUCGGCGAGAAAUGGUACGUCGAUAUUAUGCGCUUCUUGAUUCUCUUCAGUACCAUUAUCCCAAUUUCGUUGCGGGUAAACCUUGAUCUUGGCAAGAAUGUCUAUGCACAUCAGAUAGAGCACGACGCAAGCAUUCCCGACACUGUUGUGCGAUCAUCCACGAUCCCAGAAGACUUGGGACGGAUAGAGUACCUCCUCACAGACAAGACUGGGACCCUCACCAAAAAUGAUAUGGAAAUGAAGCGUUUACAUGUCGGCACCGUCAGUUAUGCUGGCGAGGCCAUGACUGAAGUGGCAGAGAUUGUCAAGAACGGGAAACCCACGGGAAAAGCAGAAGCUGGGAAUCGCUCAAGAAAGGAUAUUCGAUCGAGGGUAUGUCAUGUCGUGCAAGCGCUUGCUUUGUGUCAUAACGUCACGCCUACGAGCGAUUACGAUGGGGAAUCCUCAUAUCAGGCCGCAUCACCCGAUGAGCUGGCUAUCGUCAAGUGGACGACCACUGUUGGCCUGACACUACUAGGUCGGGACCGUCGAGAAAUCAAGCUGCAACGCGGAGAUGAUACGGUGCUUCGAUUUGAAGUACUGCAUUUAUUCCCCUUUCGAAGCGAAACCAAGCGGAUGGGUAUCGUCGUGCGUGAUGUUGCGACGGGCGAGUACUGCUUCUAUGAGAAAGGUGCGGAUGUGGUCAUGGCCAAGAUUGUCGCUGCCAAUGACUGGCUUGAAGAAGAAUGUGGCAAUAUGGCUAGAGAGGGUUUACGUACACUCGUGGUGGGUCGCAAGACGUUGAGUCCUGCUGCCUACGAAAGCUUCCUGCAAGCUUACAACAAGGCUUCUCUUGUUGCCAGCGAUCGAAAUGCCGCAAUGGACGCUGUCGUGGAAAGGCAUCUCGAGCAAAACCUUGAAUUGCUUGGGGUCACUGGCGUGGAGGACAAGCUGCAAGAUUCCGUCAAGCCGGCCCUCGAAUUUCUACGCAAUGCAGGCAUCAAAAUUUGGAUGCUGACAGGAGACAAGGUUGAAACUGCUCGUUGCAUUGCAGUCUCUGCAAAGCUCGUUGCUCGUGGUCAGUACAUCCACCAGAUUGUCAAGCUCAGCCAACCUGAGCAAGCCAUGCGAGAGCUCGAGUUCCUGGAAAAUAAGCGAGAUGCAGCGUUGCUGAUUGAUGGUGAUUCACUGCAAUACUAUCUCGACCAUGCACGAGAUGCAUUCAUCGCCCUUGCUACGCAGCUCCCCGGUGUUAUCUGUUGUCGUUGCUCACCCACUCAGAAAGCAGAUGUUGCGAGACUCAUUCGAGCUGCCACGCGUAAACGAGUGUGCUGCAUUGGCGACGGCGGCAAUGAUGUCAGCAUGAUUCAGGCAGCGGACGUGGGAAUCGGCAUUGUUGGCAAAGAAGGGCGUCAAGCGUCCCUGGCUGCUGACUUUUCGGUGCUCGAGUUCCGGUCACUUAUGAAGUUACUUGUAUGGCAUGGUCGCAACUCCUACAAGCGGUCUGCGAAACUUGCGCAAUUUGUCAUUCAUCGAGGGUUGCUCAUCUCCAUCUGUCAGAUUGUCUUUAGUGUUGUCUCCAAGUUCGCGCCUAUUGCACUCUACGAGGGCUAUUUGAUGGUGGGCUAUGCUACUCUGUUCACUAUGGCGCCCGUAUUUACACUCGCGCUUGACACGGAUCUUGACGAAUCACUGGCGUUGCUAUACCCUGAAUUGUAUCGAGAGUUGACACUCGGCAAGUCACUCUCCAUGACGACCUUCUUUGUCUGGGUUGGCGUCAGCAUCUAUCAAGGUGUCGCCAUCAUGCUAACGACAUUACUGCUGCAACGAGGACAUGAUGCGCGCAUGGUUAGCAUCAGCUACACAGCCCUCAUCAUCAACGAACUCGUCAUGGUUGCCCUUGAAGUUCAGACCUGGGUGCCGAUGAUGGUGUAUGCUGAAAUCGCCACCAUUGUGGUGUACAUCUGCAGCGUCCCAUUUCUCGGCGACUACUUUGACCUUGAAUUUGUCAAGACACCGGCAUUCUUCUGGAAGACUGCAUUGGUUGCUUGCGUAUCGCUGGGACCGCCGUGGGCUCUUAAGUACCUGCGACGUUGGCUCAGACCGCCAGAUUACGCGAAAGUGUCUGGCGCUGCAUAG
Molecule: messenger RNA, 3048 nt
Organism: Protomyces lactucae-debilis
Lineage: Eukaryota; Fungi; Ascomycota; Taphrinomycetes; Taphrinales; Protomycetaceae
Exons: 2
Coding region: 1-3048 (1015 amino acids)
Biological process (GO): endocytosis; retrograde vesicle-mediated transport, Golgi to endoplasmic reticulum; phospholipid translocation
Cellular component (GO): endosome; trans-Golgi network; plasma membrane
Molecular function (GO): ATP hydrolysis activity; ATPase-coupled intramembrane lipid carrier activity; ATP binding
Source: RefSeq, a predicted model, not a curated record